Molecule: messenger RNA, 1653 nt
Organism: Sarcophilus harrisii (Tasmanian devil)
Lineage: Eukaryota; Metazoa; Chordata; Mammalia; Dasyuromorphia; Dasyuridae
Gene: CD3E
Product: CD3e molecule
Exons: 7
Coding region: 210-794 (194 amino acids)
Biological process (GO): positive thymic T cell selection; cell surface receptor signaling pathway
Cellular component (GO): membrane; alpha-beta T cell receptor complex; external side of plasma membrane
Molecular function (GO): transmembrane signaling receptor activity
Source: RefSeq, a predicted model, not a curated record
GACUCAGAAACCCGCCCUCCCCUUAUAGCCCUGGGUGCCUGUUUCUGGCCUCUUCAUACCUUACCUCCCUUCUGCCCUGCACAGCAUUUGACAAAGAUGCUCCCUAGAGUCCUCAUUUUCUAGCAGGAGCUUUGAACCAACCUCAAGAUAACUUUUUCAGAAGAAAUAAACUCACCAAAUCCUGACUGCUGGGAUCCAAGCAGAGGAAGAUGCAGUUGGAAGCUCUCCGGACUGUGUUGGGAUUUUGUCUCCUCUCAGCUUGUGUCUGGGGGCAAGACUUGGAAAACGAUGACAAGAAUUAUAAAUUUGGAGUCUACAUUUCAGGUACUGAAGUGACACUGACCUGCCCUGAGAAAACUAAUGAGGAGAUAAUAUGGAAAAAAAAUGAUUUAACAAUCAAUGGUGUAGAUACCGAUACCCUCACCCUAAAAGACUCAGAGACUGAAUAUAGAGGACACUUCUUUUGUAAAAAGAAAUCUGGAUCAGAUACAGAAGGUUAUUUUCUCUACCUGAAAGCAAGAGUAUGUGAUGGCUGCAUGGAAGUGGAGGUGCUGAUGGUGGCUGGGAUCAUCAUUGCUGAUGUCUUCAUCACCCUGGGAGUACUGCUUCUGGUGUAUUACUGGAGCAAAGCACGGAAGGCUAAAGCCAAGGCUGCUGGUCGAGGGGUCAGUGCUGGCGGCAGAACUAGAGGAGCAAACAAGGAGAGACCUCCACCUGUUCCCAAUCCCGACUAUGAGCCCAUCCGCAAAGGUCAACGGGACCUGUAUGCUGGCCUGAAUCAGAGAGCCAUCUGAGAUCUCCUGAAGACUCUUGGGUUUGACUGUAGCUCCUCUUCUAGGAUUUCUCCCAUGUCCCCACUCAGUCUGGGGCGUCCUAGAACUAUAAGAUGGAAAAAGAAUGGUUUUCUCUUCUAAAUGUUGAUUCUUCUUCUAGGAAAAGUGACUCCUCUGUCCCCACUAUCUUAACCUCAGCUAUCUUCUUUUCCUCCACUCUAAUUCUCUGACCAUAGGACAUAAUUAUUCCCCUAGUGUUGAAAUUAUAUUUGCAAGAUACAAAUGGUGCUAGACACCAUAUUCAAUCAUGGACACCAACCUUGGAAGAUCAACCAAAAGCCCUGGAACCUUGGAAUUCUUGCUUGUCCCUUUUGUGAUCCAGUGUAUUUAUAGUCUGCUCUAUCUUGUUUUCCUUUUUCUUGCAUUCCUCUUUUCUAUUGCCAAAUUGUCCCAGUACUCCUAUUUCCACCCCUUUCUCCAUACCUUGUUUGUGACUCUUCUAGUGUUCUCUGGAGUUUAUCAUUUGUAAUGGUCUCAAAUGUUCUCUCCCCCAUUUGGAAUCAGGUGCCAGAGUCUUUAUUUCUAGUUAAUCUUGCCUGCUUUUUCUGUGAAAUGUCUAAUCUUCCUAUAGACUGUGAUUACCCAAUAAAGUAAAUUUGAGCUAAAAGAAUUGUCCUUGGAGAAAUUCCCAUUCAAAGAUUUCUUUAGCCAGGCUUCCUUGAGUUUUCAGAUCGUCAUCAUCCUCAUCAUGAUUUUCAUUGAUGAUAGAUUCAGAAAACCUGGAUUUAAAUCCCAUUUGAUACUACUUAUAAAAUCCUGUGUAAGAUAGAAUCUCUUUACAGUUUGAUUUUCUUAUCAUUAAAAUGAAAUCAUUCAACAA